AUGAGUAAUCUGCGUCUCCAGAAGCGCCUGGCCGCUGAAGUGCUCGGCUGCGGCAAGAACAAGGUGUGGCUCGACCCGAAUGAGAUCCACGAAAUCUCCAACGCCAACUCGCGCCAGAAUAUCCGCCGUCUCCUCAAGGACGGUCUGAUCAUCAAGAAGCCCGAAGCAGUGCACUCUCGUUUCCGCGCUCGCGUCUACGCCGAGGCUCGCCGCAAGGGCCGUCACACCGGUCUCGGCAAGCGCCGCGGUACCAAGAAUGCCCGUAUGCCCGAGAAGGUCCUAUGGAUGCGACGCAUGCGCGUCCUCCGCAACCUGCUCCGUCGCUACCGUGAGGCCAAGAAGCUCGACAAACAUCUGUACCACGACCUGUACCUGAAGGCCAAGGGUAACUCCUUCAAGAACAAGCGCAAUCUCAUCGAGUUCAUCCACAAGCGCAAGGUCGAGAACAAGCGCUCCAAGCAACUCGCUGAGCAGGCCCAAGCCCGGCGUGACCGCAACAAGGAGGCGCGCAAGAGGAGAACGGAACGCAUCCAGAACAAGCGUCAGGAGACCCUUCGCAAGCUGUCCGAAUCUGAUAAGGCUGCCGAGAAGAAA
This is a messenger RNA of Mesorhabditis spiculigera, 594 nucleotides long. The record is from the annotation of a GenBank genome assembly. Lineage: Eukaryota; Metazoa; Nematoda; Chromadorea; Rhabditida; Rhabditidae.